GUUCUUUUUUUAGCGUAUUGUGUUCAUCUCAUUAUCUCCCGUCGUGUCGUGGGAAGCUGAGCCCUCAGCUUUACAGUAAGUGAGGGAGAGAUCUUUCAGAGAUGGAUAGCAUUUCCAGUGUUUAUUGACUGCUGAGAGAAAGCUUCAGACGGCAGGGAUAUAGAGAUACAUUAGCAAACCAAAAAAAAGCAGGGUCUUGACGAGAGGAAGAGGAGAGGAAAGCAUCACGCCCCACAGACAGCCAGACUUAUCGAUCGCACCCGACCUGCCACUCUCCCGAACCCACUUCCUGUGUUUUCAGAACCGAACACAACAGCAGGGCAAAACACACAUAAUUGGGUUUUAUAGUCUUAUCAUCAGAGCCUUUUAUAGUCUAAUCAUUUCUACGUGUUACAGGCUGCACAUUACAGCCUGAUGUCUAUCAUAUUAAAGCUCUGCAGAGAGAGAGCUGGAGAGAAGGAACGUGAGGUUUGCUGAUGCGCUGUUUUCCGACGCCUGAUGUCAACAUGAUGUGCAAGUCGAAGCACUUUGCUAAUUUAUUGACAUUUUUCCCCUUUGUAAGACAAGCUCAUCAGUGCUCAGACUUGUGAAGGUUUGAAAGAGAAAUGGAAACUGAUCUGUCUAAAUGACCAGGUUGGCAGAUGUCACGUUGCAAACUCAGGAUGUUCUCAAUUUAGUUAAUUACUUGCACAGGCUCUCGUCAUUAGACACAAAGAAGCCACUUCAUUGUGCUUUCUACCUGUCACGUUUUAAUCUCAUAGCAGCAUAUCUCUACUAAUUUCUAAUCAGUUGCUAUCAGUUAAAUUUGUAAUUAUUUAAAGAAAAAAACAAUAAAAAACAUUAAAAACAUUACAACAGUAUCCAUGAUAUGGGUGUGACGUGUGAUACACAUGAUAUAUGGAUAUUGUGAUGUCAAUGUUAUAUUGUCAUAUUGUUACCAUUGCAGCUGACUUUUCCGAAACCUUUCUGAACAUGUGAUUUAUUUGGUUAGUUUUUUUUCUCCACAGCUCAGUCUAAAGCUUGUAUGCUAUUGUUCAUUGUUCAUCCAAUUAACAGUUUAGUGAAUUACAUUCUUCAGUUAAAAGUAAAUUAGACAAAAGAAAUGUCUUGACGCAGAUUUCAAGAAUGGAAAGAGUCCAUGUGACAUUUGUAAUGAUCAGUCCAUUAUUUCCACCUCAUUGCACUUCAAUGAUGUAGAAAGCGCCCAGUGAUUUGAGGCAGAUGUGAGGGAGUCAGAGAGCCGAUCUUCUCCCCCCCUGAACCGCACACGACAGUCACAACCCCACACUGAGCCAGGCCAUCAGUGUGGAGUAGCAGAGGAGACAGUGCAGCGGGCGUGUGUGGCGGGCAGAGUUUUGGCUGGAGACGCACACACUCAUGCCCCGGUUGUUGGAGCCGGUUGCUGAAGGCUCUUUGAUGGCCCGGCUGCUGCUGCUGGUGUUUCUUCUUUUUCUGGUGGGAUUCAGCUCUAACUUCACUCAUGCGAACGUGCUAGACGCAAUGUUGUUGAGGAAUUCUGGGAAGGUGACGCUGGAUAGCCGAAAGGAGGACAGUAGGAGCUCAGUGCCUGUGGUUCCUGAGAGGACACUGUGGUGCCACUGUUACCACCACUGUCCCGAGGACUCCGUCAACAACACCUGCAGAACUGAUGGCUACUGCUUCACCAUGGUGGAGGAGGAAGAGGGCGGCCCCCCGACGCUCACCUCAGGCUGUUUGGGAUUUGUGGGCUCUGAAUUUCAGUGCAGGGAUACAGGGAACUCUCGUUUGAGGAGGGCACUGGAGUGCUGCACUGACCAGGACUACUGCAACCGAGACCUUCACCCAACCCUGCCUCCAAUUAACACCCCUAACUACGUGGACAACAGCAUCCACCAGAUGGCUCUGUUCAUCUCUGUAGCAGUGUGCAGCAUUAUCCUCAUCUUUAUCAUUGUGUUCUGUUACUUCAGGUACAAGCGUCAGGAGCUGAGGCCCAGGUAUACUAUUGGUCUGGAGCACGACGAGACAUACAUCCCUCCAGGAGAGUCUCUGAAGGACCUGAUUGAGCAGUCGCAGAGUUCAGGCAGUGGCUCAGGACUCCCCCUUCUGGUGCAGCGCACCAUAGCUAAGCAGAUCCAGAUGGUGAAGCAGAUCGGAAAGGGACGCUACGGGGAGGUGUGGAUGGGCCGCUGGAGAGGCGAGAAGGUGGCUGUCAAGGUGUUCUUCACCACUGAGGAGGCCAGCUGGUUCCGAGAGACCGAGAUUUACCAGACUGUCCUCAUGAGGCAUGAGAAUAUACUAGGCUUCAUUGCGGCAGACAUUAAGGGAACAGGUUCAUGGACGCAGCUCUACUUGAUCACGGACUACCACGAGAGCGGCUCUCUCUACGACUACCUCAAAUCCACCACGCUGGAUACACGGGCACUGCUGCGCCUGGCGUACUCGGCCGUCUCAGGGCUCUGCCACCUGCACACUGAGAUCUUCGGCACACAGGGCAAGCCGGCCAUCGCCCACCGCGACCUCAAGAGUAAGAACAUUCUGGUGAAGAAGAAUGGCACGUGCUGCAUCGCCGACCUCGGCUUAGCCGUCAAGUUCAUCAGUGAUACCAAUGAGGUGGACAUUCCUCCUAACACAAGAGUGGGCACCAAGCGCUACAUGCCCCCAGAGGUACUGGACGAAACCCUGAACCGCAACCACUUUCAGUCCUACAUCAUGGCUGACAUGUACAGCUUCGGCCUGAUCCUGUGGGAGAUCGCCAGGAGAUGUGUGUCAGGAGGAAUUGUGGAGGAGUAUCAGUUGCCUUACCAUGACCAGGUACCCACAGACCCGUCCUAUGAGGAUAUGAGAGAAGUGGUGUGUAUAAAGAGACAGCGGCCCUCUUUUGCCAACCGCUGGACCAGCGAUGAGUGCCUGAGGCAGAUGGGCAAGCUGAUGAGCGAAUGCUGGGCACACAACCCAGGCUCCCGCCUCACCGCCCUCAGGGUGAAGAAAACUCUGGCCAAAAUGUCCGAGUCGCAGGACAUUAAACUGUGAGGGACGCUCAGACCGCUCCAACAGACUCAGAGGGAGGUGGUGGAGGUAGAGUCAGCUGUCCCACUCCUCUCCGCUCCAAGUUGAGCGACAGGCCCCCAGCGGCCCCAUUCUGCUUUCUGUGAAAGCUCCCAGCCAGCAGAGCACAGGACAGAGUGCGCCCCCUGCUGGUGCACACCAGAGAGCGCCUCCUCACAUGCUGACACCCAGGAUAGAGGGGGCAGGGAGCAACGGCCAUCACGCCAUCACCUACAGCCUUUUAUUUAAUGUCACGCCUUUCUGCUAUGGUUCUGUUGGCUUUUUUUUUUUUUUUUUUUUUUUUGUUAAUUUAAUGCUGUUUUAUCAUUUUCAAUGAAAGGUAAGAUAUGCUUCAAUGAAAAAGGUUUAAAAAAAAUCUAAGUGCAUAAAAUAAUUUCCUCUAUUCUUGUCCUUCCAUUUCACUGAUGAUAACGAAAGGGGUACGGCAGAGAUCAUAUCACAGUACUUGAAAACGUUUAUAUAAAUGUUUAGAACAUAUAUAUUUGUAUAUAUAUCCUUGCGUUUCAUGUGACGUCACACUGUAUAAUCGCUGCCGUUUUGAGGACAGAACAGGGGACUGCAUCAUUCAGUAUCCAAUACACUUCACUACAUACAAUACUGAUAUCGACUUACCUUCCUUUUUAUAACAAAUUCUAGAGAAACACCCUGCGAUCCUUUACCCUCCAGGACACUCAGAUUCUGUGCUCUUCAAGGUGCCUCAGAAUAGCGAGAGAAAUAUACAGAGUGUCUGAAAAGUCAGGAACCAGUGGGAAUAAGUUGAGCAAAAUCCACAAAAACAUGAUACAGGGCGUAAGGGUGAACACAUGGAGCAUAUGUUGUAAAUAAUAAAUAUAAAAUUAAAUGUAUGUAAUUUUACUCUCAUUGGUUCUUGACUUUUUGGACACCCUGUGUAUCAGGAAAACACAAAUUUGGACAUUUUUCCGCCUGUCUAUUUUAUUGGCUUUGUCAAAGUACUGUUUAUGAUCUUUCAAAGUAUGGUGAGUAAUUUUAGCCUUACCUCUAGUUAUGUUUUCUUACUACAGCCAAGCCAGAAAUUCAGUCCCAAAUAUGGACAGAAAAAUGACAUGACUAAAACGCAAGGAUAUAUAUGUUUGCAAAAAUAUAGUGCUGGAUUUAAAAAACUCUGAGACUGUACACUCAACUACUGUGAGUAACAGUGGAGUUGGUCAGUAUUAUGAAGGUAUGACCAUGUGUGCGCUAGUUCAGUGUAAAUGUAUAUUGUGAUGCAGUUUAUUUUAAUAUUGAUUAUUAUAUUGCCCAGCCCUAUACUUUGAUUGUGAGUAAUUAAAGUAAAGAUGCAGACGAGACCUACUGUAGGCAUUUUUUUUUUUAUCUUUCAGGCCAUUUGUGUUUGCCCUGUACAUAACUGUAACCCAAAAUAUGAAUGUAAAUAGUGAUAUUGAAAUGUAUUGUUAAUUAUGGAUUGAAUAAGUAAAAUGUUUGUUUUCUUGUGUUUCUCUUAAGGACUUUGUUUUGGUUUGUGCCUUAUUUAACAUGUACAUUUAUUAUGUGAAGAUAGAAUGGCAUACUGAUGGAAAGAAGACAGCAACAUUUGUGAAAGUCCAGCAUUGUUUCAGUCUUUAAAUGUUCAGUUAGGGGAUUUUCUCCCGUUCCUGUAGGAAGGCCUGAUGAACUUGCUGGAUGUUUACAGGCAGAGAUGAUCACGUCACCGCCAGAGUGUUCAUCAGAGUGUUCCGGUUUCCUCCAGGGUCAAAAGGAUCAUCAGAUCAGGGGAUAUUCAUCUGCCAUGGCUUGGCAAUCGAUAAACCUGCUUCAUAACAGCCUCAUAACAGCCUCAUGUGCCACUGUGUGAUGGGCAGGAAAUUGUGUGGCCUUUAUACAUAACAGAGGUCUCUCUCUUUUUUUUUUACCAUGACUGAUGAGGUUUUCUGCCACCCGGAAUUCAUUAGGUAAAAGUGCAUACCGUGAUUGGCAAAUAUCUCAAUGCACGAGCUGUAAUACAGGUUAUAGGUUUGCUGUAAAAGUCCACAUCCGUGUGUAUUUGUCCUCUUCCAUCAGUAUGUAUGUAAAUGGAGUGAUUUAACAGCUAUGUAUCAGGUUAACAUUCCCAUUCCCCUUUAAUAAAAGGCUUAAAAGUCCUACAAGCCGUGUCCUUUCCUGUAACUUCAAACGACGAACAAGCUUCCAGAUCAAAGUGCUACAACUCCUGAUGAUCAAAAAUACUGUGUCGUAUUGCUUAAAGGAAAAAAAACCUACUUCAGGCUGCUUAUUUUUUCCCUCAGCAGGACGGCCAAUUAUAAUCAGAGUAAAUAACCACAGCCAGAGCUUGUGAAAUGUGCCACAAAAUAUGCAAUAACAAGAAAGAUUAAAAGCGCUAUUUUGGGCCAAGCAGUGAGCAAGACAAAUGUCGUCCAUGGAUAUUAAAAUAACAGCACAAAGCCCGGAGCUCAGAAAAUGAAAAGUGCCAAUAUUCACAGAACGUGUGAACAGUUGCUUUAUCACCGAGGGGGAAACUUUAUCUGGAAAUACGCAGACUAAUGAAAUGUUUAACAAGGCACAUUUUUGAACGCAGCACUACAUUUUGAAAUGAGUGCUGAAUAUCAAAGGGUGCUGAUGGGUGGUUUGGUGUGUGUGUGUGUGUGUGUGUGUGUGUGUGUGUGUGUGUGUGUGUGUGUAAAAGAGAUAGAGUGAGAAACACUCUAUAGUGUUAACA
Pangasianodon hypophthalmus (striped catfish) is the source of this 5719-nucleotide messenger RNA. RefSeq names its product bone morphogenetic protein receptor, type IBb (gene bmpr1bb). The transcript is spliced from 12 exons. Gene Ontology annotation, cellular component: plasma membrane; signaling receptor complex. Bases 1378 to 3009 code for a protein of 543 amino acids. Lineage: Eukaryota; Metazoa; Chordata; Actinopteri; Siluriformes; Pangasiidae. Gene Ontology annotation, molecular function: ATP binding; SMAD binding; transforming growth factor beta receptor activity, type I. The record is from RefSeq and is a predicted model, not a curated record. Gene Ontology annotation, biological process: protein phosphorylation; BMP signaling pathway; cellular response to growth factor stimulus.